Messenger RNA from Ictidomys tridecemlineatus (thirteen-lined ground squirrel), 6983 nucleotides. The record is from RefSeq and is a predicted model, not a curated record. NCBI's taxonomy places the organism in Eukaryota, Metazoa, Chordata, Mammalia, Rodentia, Sciuridae.
CACACGCUUCGUGCCCCGCAAAGGAAACGUAGUAUUGAAGCCAAGCGUUGAAGGGGCUGGGGGAGAGAGGGAGAGAAAUACCCCGGUUUAUGUUUCGUCCCCUCCCUGCCCCUCCCCCAGGUCACCCGGUGGAAUAGAGCAGCGGCGCACCGGCAGCGGCUCCUGCGGUGCCAACCGGCCAGGAGGCGCCGGCUCUUGUUUGCACAAAGCGACUGCAUCGCAGUAGCUCAUGGGGAGUGGGUGCAACGCUACCAGGGAAAAGGGAACCUGGGGACGCGCUCCCGCACGGGCUUCCGUUCCCCUGGGGAGGCGCCUGAGCUGGGAGAGGUUACUGUGUAUUUCGUCCCCAAGUGACAAUUUCGGGGUUUGCUUCCGCCCUGGAGAGCUGCAGAUGCCUGCUCUGGAGCUGCCUCUUGGCCCCACGGCCGCUGUGGGGAUGCCUCAGUCCUUUGCUUUAUUUUCUCCAGUCCCCGUCCGCCGGGCAAGCGGUGGGCCCGGGACCAGGAGUCACAGAGGGCAUUCGGCUUAGGCGGGCCCCUGCCUGGCCAACAGUGCAGUCCUGGAAGGUGCAGUCCGAGGAUGUCAAGAAGUCCAUAAGGGAGCUCGCACAGGUCUCCUCAAAUCCCGUGGCGCAAAAAACAAGGCGUCCCGUUCCCAGCCCAACAGGCUCUUUUCCCCCCCGGUGUGAAAGUGGGUCAACUCUGUACUGGCCUGAGUGGGCCUUUGGAGCUAGUGGGGUCCAAGCAAGUCCUCUGCCCUUCAACUCCCCACCCGUUCCCUAGCUUGGCACCAUCGAGAGAACUGGCUAGAGCCAUGCGUGGGAGCAGCUCGAAACACAUGGCUGAGGAGGCUCAGGUUGUCAUUCGGAGUGGCUGCCAGGCUAUAAAAUUCCCAAUUGACCACACCAGUAACUAAAUAUAGGAGCAGCUGGUGCAGAUGGGGGUGUCGCAAUGGUUCCUUUGCAGAGUUCUUGGGACUGCAGAAAAGGUAAAGUUUUUGCUGGUAAGGGCUGAGUCAGAGGACCACUGUCAGGGUUUAAGUACACCCCACCCCACCCCCAGCUUUGAAUUGAGAUGAACCCAGGUUCUGAUGUAGGCUAAUAGCCAGUAUUGCCAGUUCCCACAAAGUCAACGAUUUUUUUUUUCUGGCAUUCAAUUUAUUAUAUUCAAACUUCCUGUCUAUACCUGUUUGAUCAUUGGAAAUGCCUUCAUGUGGGAAGUACUUCAUGGUUUGUAAAGUCUUUUCUCCAAAGUGCUGUAUCAGGUAUUUUUUAUAACCAGUUAAGGAAGGUGGUAUUUCCAUUUUGCAAAUGGGGCUCCUUCACAGUCCUGGAAACUGUGCAUGAAUUAUUCUGGUAACAGAUGGGUGGUGGCCUGGCUCCCUCUCUCCUGCAUCUCUUUGUGUAGCUGGUGCUCAUAUCUUGCCUUAUGCCUUCAUUGAGGUCCCUUGGGCCUGGCAUCAUAGCUGCAGCGGCAUCUGGCUCAUUCUGCCUCCUGGUGGGAAGUUUGUUCUGGCCCAUACCCUGUCCCUGUCCUGUUACUUCUCAGUGUGUGCCUUAAAGAAGGUCCCCACAAGAUGUUCAUUGGAUUUAAACAUAUCCUGGGACCAUGGAGCCCACUCAUAGGAAAGGGGAGUUGGGCGGUGUGGAGAGGACCAUAUGGGGACAGGAGCAGUGUGAGUGUGGGCUAAGACCCUAUGUCCAGGGGUCUCUGGGGUUUGGAGUGCCUUUCUUGACAUUGUCCAAAGCCCCUUCCAGUGCCUGGAACUGGUUGGGAUUGGUAGUACCAUCUAUCUGGAACAUUCCAUGCCUAGGCUAAACCCAUGUGUGCUGAUGAUUACUGUUUCUGUCCUUUGGGAUGUUCUCUGACUCCUUGCUGUCACCACUCCCGCACGUGGGGAUGACCAGAUGCUUCAGGGAGCUCCACACUUGGGCCUAUGGGGUGUCCUGGAGUCCUGUGGUUGGGUUCUGGUUCCAGGAGGGGCUGCCUUAAGUGCCAGUUGUUCAGAUGGUGCUGACAUGCAGAUUGUAGGUUGUUGACUCAGAUUAUUUAUCUAGACAGGGGCCCCCACAACCUAGGGGCAGCCUUGCUUAGGGGCUUUGCCCUCAGUCCAGAGUAGGCCCGCAGCUCUCUGCCACUUGCAUGACUUGGACAAUUUUCUGUGUUUGGCUCAUCUUGUCCAUGCCCUUUUGGAGUCCCAGAGGCCCAGUCCAGCUCCUCAUUAUCCCAAGUUUGUUCGUUUGGACCCCUCUGACCCUGAACUGGGCCCCGUAACAUGGGAUCCUGCCGCCCUUCCAUCUGCAGCCCUGCCUCUCUCUGUCCUCUGGCUUUGGAGAGGGACUGCCCAUGGACUUAAUUCUCCCUUAACGGGGGACAAGGAAGUUUUAGGUGAAGGAAGGGUGAUUCCUAGCCAAAGGUGGUGAUUUUAAGCCCUUAAUAUUUUAAGUGAUGAUUUUAGAUCCCCUUUGGAAAUCUAGGGCACCUUUGUGCUGUGCUCAGAGCAUGGUUUGGAAUAUUAGAAACCCUUCUUCCUAGUGAACUAUUCUGACACUCAGACUUUACAUGUUGAUCCUGUUCAGGCAUUUUUGUUCCCUCUGACCCACAACACUGGGCCUCAGAGCUUGCCACUCCUGGGACUUCCUCUGCUUCAGCCUCCCAAGUAGCUGGGAUUACAGGCAUGUGCCACAUGCCCAGUUGAAUGUGUAUGUUUGUAUGUGUGGGUAUCUGUUGGUUUUUAAAAGCUCAAAAGCAACCCAGAUGACUUGUGCUAAGUCAUUAAGUGCUGUGGAAACUCACAGGGAAGAGAGAACACUGAGGGCUGGGGCAAUCAGGGAAGACUUCCUGGAGGUGGAGAGAUGGGAAUUCUCAUUCCUCAGAGAUGACUUGCUCAGUUUCGCAUGGGCAAUGAGCUGGGAUUAGAUGCUGCUGCCAUGAGUGCCCAUGUGCUGCUUUAUCCUCUCAACUGGAAUUAUGGAGUAUCAGGUAGAUCUAUAGAUUUUGUUCAAUCGUGUUUAACUCAGCAAGGUGGGUAUUACUAGACCUACUAGAAGAAACUGGGGCUCAGAGUGGUUAAAAAACUCUCCCAAGCUGUCUUAGCUACUAAUGAUGGAGUUGGACAUUCUGCCUAUCAAACAGGCUUUCCCCCUGCACCUGUGUGUCUCUGGCCUUCAGUGUCAGCCUCCCUGGUGAAACACACACAUGCGGAACACCGUUGACUCUGCUGGGCAGGUAGAUGGGCUUGGCCUUGCUUUUCCAGCUGAGCCCAUGGGCACUGUUCUCGGUCUGCCAGCAGCUCUGAGCACUGGCUCCCUCCCUUUCUCCCUGCCUUUCCCGUCUGCCCUGGGAACAAGCUCCCUGGAAUCCCUGAGUUAUCUGGGAAGCUGGGAUUGGGGCCUAGGGACAAAGACCUUGACCUCAAGUUCCUUCUCUCUUUGUGGGGUGCUGCUGUUAUCAAUAUGGAGCAGGCCUGGUCAUUGUCACUCACUCCCUUUGACCUUGUUCAGGCCACUUAGCCACUUCCUAUGCCUUAGUUUCCUUCUCAGUAAUAAACAGAGGGUUGAGGACAUUUUUAUAUCUUCAUACCUUAUUAUCUUAUCUCCCUUACCCUUCUCAAAGGCGUCCUCCCUGGCGAUCAGGUCCCCUUCUCUCCUUUCUAGCACCUCCCCCUUUUCUUGGAGAUCAACCCAGCAUCAGUCUGAUAAUCAGGUCUGCAGGCUGAUGCUGUAACCUUCCCUUCCUGUUGGCACUUGGGGAGGCAAUUUCUAGAGACCCAUCCACCCGUCACACUGAGCUCCAAUUUGCCUUGGAGUCGCCACCUCCUGCCGUGCACAGGGAGCCUGGCAGAUGUGGGUGGGGUGAACAGGGGAGCUGGAGCAAUUGUGCACAGAGAGCCCUGACUCAGAGGUCGCAGUAUGGAGGGACAGGUGUCUUUCCCCUGCCCUUGGCUGUGUCCUGCCUCCUCCUUGGUGCCCCACCUGUUGAGUCACAGGCCAGUGCACAUCUGAGUCCUUACACCCACCUGGCUACUGAUGCAGGCCCGGCGGGCCCUCGUCUGAUGAGGUCACACAUGUUGAUCCUCCCAGAGAAGCAGCAGGGCCCAGCUGCCCUCACCCUCUGACAGGCGCAUCAGCUCUUCCAAAGGCUGAGCUGCCUGUGGCCUGGGUUCUGAGUUCCAGAGAGGAGGCACAGGCCCCUUUGUGAGCAGCACACCGGCCUGGGGGCUGGCAGCGGGACACCCCAGUCUGCAUGCUGAAGAAGAUGGGUGAGGCCGUGGCCAGAGUUGCACGGAAGGUCAACGAAACGGUGGAGAGCGGCUCUGACACUCUGGACCUGGCCGAGUGCAAGCUGGUUUCCUUCCCCAUCGGCAUCUACAAGGUCCUGCGGAAUGUCUCCGACCAGAUCCACCUCAUCACCCUGGCUGACAACGAGCUCAAGUCCCUCACCAGCAAGUUCAUGACCACGUUCAGUCAGCUCCGAGAGCUCCACCUGGAGGGGAACUUCCUGCACCGCCUGCCCACUGAGGUGGGCAGCCUGCAGCACCUCAAGGUCAUUGACCUGUCUCGGAAUCAGUUUCAAGACUUCCCCGAGCAGCUCACCACCCUGCCCUCACUGGAGACCAUCAAUCUGGAGGAGAAUGAGAUCGUGGCAGAUGUGCCCGUGGAGAAGCUGGCCGCCAUGCCCGCCCUGCGCAGCGUCAACCUCCGCUCCAACCCUCUGAAUGCCGAGGUGCGCGUGAUCGCCCCGCCACUCAUCAAGUUUGACAUGCUCAUGUCUCCAGAGGGUGCACGGGCCCCUCCACCUUAGAGCACCCUCCUCAUUACCAUCUCAGGGACAGAGGCCAUUGGCCUGUCACCUGAAAGGAGGGAGGCCCAUGGGAGGCUAAGCUGGGGGGCUGAGGGUGGGUAGGCCAAACAGAGUAUCGCGGGAGUGGGGUGCAGCGAGUCCAGGAUAGCUAGUUUAGAGCAGUAGAGGCCCUAGAGCAUUGAGAAGGAGGAGGCUGAGUGGGGGCUGGAGCCUGGAUAGUGGGCACACAGCUGCUGUGCAAACUUGGGCAGAUCCCCUACCCUCUCUGAGCCUUGUUGCCUGGCAGAGGGCUUUGGCCUCCUUUAGAGUCCUUGGAGGUUUUAGCUUCAAACCACCAGGCGCCCUCUGAGCCCGCAGAUGAGUGCAGCUGAGCAUCUUCUGGGCCUCCGUGGGCUGGAGGCCUUGUUUCUAGUGCUGAGAGCCAAUGGCUUCCCUGAGAGGAGUGGAAGACAACCCUCCACCUGCUGCUUCCUGAGAACUGAGGAUGAUGCCUUUUGCCACGCCCCUCCUCCACCACCUGGCUCCCUGGGCCGGCAGGAGCCUGAGUGGGAGACCCGGGAAGGCCGUGGCCUCGAACAGGGCAAGACGUUCUGCAGAUGCAAUGCACCCCGAGGAUGGACCCUGGGGAGAAAUCAGGGCAGCUCUGUCCUUCCUUGUGAAGAACACUGAGUGGGCAGGAAGUCCUGAGCGCUCCACACCUCCCCAGGGAAGGACUUCCAGCUGUGCCUGGUCCUCACCCCUGAGCUGCAGGAGAGGUGGCCCAGGGACAACAAUGCCAUUUGUGUCUGUGACUAUGGUCUGAGUAAUCAGCUGCCCCGGCCCCCAUGGUCUCUCUCCCUUGUCAUGGCCCCUUGGGGGCAGAAGACACUUCGGAUUGUUGGCUCCAGAGCUACCACAAUGCUGACCUAGCCAUUGUGAGGUCCUCAUCUGGAUUCUAGGGUUUGGCCAGACAGUAUGGUGACUGGCUUGUCAGGGACUGAAGGUUUCCUGGGAUGUGGGGCUUUCAGUGCUAAAACUGGGGCAAGUCGAGAUGGCAGGCCCCCCACCUGGCUCUUGCUUUCUGGUAAACAGUGCUUUGGAGAACCCCGACUUCCCAAUGCCCCAGGUGGCUACAUCUCACUUUCUCAUGGGAGGAGCGAGGGCUUCCCCAGAGCCCACCUGCUCUGCACCUAGGUGUGCAUCUGUGCAGACCCCUGAGGCCUUGGGCAGAGCUGGGCCACUUUACCACACCUACAGUCCGGCUCUCCAGAGGUCUGACACCAGUCAGAGCAGUAGCCUGUCUCAGAGGCGCCCCAUGUGCUUCCCCCUUCCAGGUCUCCUGUCUUGGCAAGGAGCUGACAUUGUUGGUCACUGAAUACUUAGUGUCCCGAGAGAGAGACCUUGUCCAUUCUGCUCAUAUCUCAAGGCCUUCCUGUCCUUCUGAAAGAGGUUUCCAGGGCUGCUGAGUUCAGCUGUGGACACUGGGCAGGUGGGGGCUACAGUGCAGCCUGGGCUGGGCUGCCCCCCACCCCCCACCCCCCAUGCUCUGGAGCCGGGUCUCUCCUGGUGGAAGAGGCCAUCUCAUGGCCAGAAACUUGCACCGCGAAGCGUGAUCUGAGGGCCAGCAACAGCUGCAUCACCUGGGAGCUUGUUUGCAAGCAGGAUCCUGGGCCCACCCCAGUCUUCCUGCAGCAGAAUCCGCAUUUUAACAAGAUUCCCAGCUGAUCCCUACAAGUAUGUCAUAGUUUGAGAAAUGAGGGUCUAGAGGUGACCCUGGGCAUGUCCUCGGGUUGGAGGGCAAAGGCUUUCCCGGUUCUCCCCCUGCCACCUCCAGGGAUGUGAGUCUGGGCUCAGCCUCCUUCAACCCAGCCCUGGGAGACCCGUAGCCUCUUGGCUCUCUCCAGAGUCUGCACGACACUCCCUUUGAAGGGGAUGAUCACAUCGCCAGGAGAUGAGGGUUAGGCGUGCGUGGCCAUCUGGAUCCUACCUCUGGUUCGCCCCUGCACGCCAGGCGGCCUGCUCCAGGUCCUAUCCCUGGCCCUGUGAGAGGCUGCUUCUGGAAGUUCCUCUACUCUGCUUAGACAGCAUGCCCUUGCCUCUCUGGGAAAGCGUGGGCAGUCGGAGGAGCUCCCAAAUCCAGACUCACGGUGUGAGCGAGCCCUUAGCUUCAGUCUGCAAUAAAGAAUGUGUUGGUUCCCUCUG